AUGUCCAAAAAUGUGGAAAUAAUAGACAAUGUAUUAAAACAUCUAAAAACAACAGGUAAAAUAGUAGGAACAACUCCAGCGUUGAAAUAUGUAAUAGACCCCGGUAAUAGGUCUCGUAUACUGAAGUUCCAAAGUUAUAAUCCAUCACUAACACAUGAUGAUUUUGUCUCACUGAUACCAUCAAAUAUCUUUUCUGAGAAUAUUAAUGGCCUUGAUGAUAAAAGUAAAGGUAAAAAAAAUGAUGAUCAAUUUCUAUUAAUAAAGAAAAGAGACCCUAAAUACUUCCAAUUUAAAGACCAGUAUAACUUGAUUUUCCGUAGUUAUAAUAGUUUAAGGGAAUAUAGAAGAGAGACCCAAAUGUCUAAACUAAAUAAAAUUCGUGUUAAUUUCAAAUUACCAAAUUCAAAUUUUGAGUCAGUAUCAAUAUUAGAAAACUAUCAAAACUACAUCAAGAAUUUAUCCAAUGCCUACGAUUCAAUGGAAUCAUACCGUGAAAAUUUAUCAACUUUCGAGAAAUUCCCAUUAGACACACCUGAAGAAUCAACUAUUAGUACGGAAAUAUCAAAACUAAGAUUGUUACAAGAUAAAAUUAAAGCAAUUGAGUCAAAAUCAUUACUAGUUUGGCAUUUACCGACUAAUUUAACUCCUACACAAAUAAGGAAAUCUUUUUGGCUUUAUGCUAUUAAACAUUGUUUCCCGUUAUAUUGGAAUAAUUCAAAUUCAUUGUAUUAUUUUGCGUUUGAUAAUGUGGAUGAUGCAAAGGAUUUUAGAAGAAAUUUCCACGGUAUCUCAUUUAAUACGUGGUCGUCAUCUUCAUCUUCCUCAGAACAAGGAGAAGACGAGAGUGACUUUAAAAUGUUAAUUGAACAGUUUGCAUGA
Messenger RNA from Naumovozyma dairenensis CBS 421, 879 nucleotides. RefSeq names its product Pet54p (gene PET54). The record is from RefSeq and is a predicted model, not a curated record. Lineage: Eukaryota; Fungi; Ascomycota; Saccharomycetes; Saccharomycetales; Saccharomycetaceae. Bases 1 to 879 code for a protein of 292 amino acids. The transcript has a single exon.